Phaeodactylum tricornutum CCAP 1055/1 is the source of this 453-nucleotide messenger RNA. RefSeq lists its product with no specific name. Lineage: Eukaryota; Bacillariophyta; Bacillariophyceae; Surirellales; Neidiaceae. The record is from RefSeq and is a predicted model, not a curated record. Bases 1 to 453 code for a protein of 150 amino acids. The transcript has a single exon.
AUGCCUCAUUCGCUUUUCGUGUACGGCACGCUGAUGGCACCUGAAGUAGUCAAGACCCUGAUUGGUCGCGUGCCGCCCUCAAUGCCGGCCAUAUUAAAAGGCUACAUAAGGCAUCCUGUCAUCGGCCACGUAUUUCCCGGUCUGAUUAAAUGCAGGGACGACAACGUGUGCACCGAAGGGCUGAUGUACCAUGAAUUAGACUACAAAGAAAUGAGAGUGCUCGAUUGGUUUGAAGAUGUCGAAUACACGCGAACAAAUAUCGAGGUUCAACUCGUUGGCGAUGACAGCUUGAAUAUCGAAACCACACAAGUGUACGUUUGGACCAACCCUGGAUCAGAUCUAGAUGUAGCGAAAUCAUGGGUCUAUCGAGAGUUUAGGGAAAAUAGGUUGGAUUGGUAUUUGAAAAAUACGGUAAAGCCCUGUCGUCACGGCUUGGAUGAACUUAAUUACUAA